This is a messenger RNA of Cephus cinctus (wheat stem sawfly), 4614 nucleotides long. Its product is annotated as PR domain zinc finger protein 10. Gene Ontology annotation, molecular function: RNA polymerase II cis-regulatory region sequence-specific DNA binding; DNA-binding transcription activator activity, RNA polymerase II-specific; protein binding. The record is from RefSeq and is a predicted model, not a curated record. Gene Ontology annotation, cellular component: nucleus. The transcript is spliced from 5 exons. NCBI's taxonomy places the organism in Eukaryota, Metazoa, Arthropoda, Insecta, Hymenoptera, Cephidae. Gene Ontology annotation, biological process: regulation of transcription by RNA polymerase II. The coding region runs from base 1 to 3285 and encodes 1094 amino acids.
AUGGAUCCAAGGGGCCCUCCCGAGGGGGCCCCUGUCGACUCACCAGAGAUGCCACUUAUGGAUAAAGUAAAUGAAGUCACAGAGCCCUGGCCUACAGAGCACACAAGAUCUACAGUAAUGUGUGAUCAGCCUAGGAAAACUAACAACAGACUUCUUUUCUUGACUGUUGAAUAUGUGGAGGAUCAAUCUCGAGAUUAUUCCAGAAUCUUUCCAGCCUAUGAACAGGUUUCCUUUUCUCCACGUGCUACAUCUCCUCUCUCUGAUUUUGAACAUCGUGUAAGUCCACUGGAUCCCAACAUGAGUUCUGCAGCGAGGUACUCGCCAACUCCAGUUCAGCUACCACCAUCACCUUUUCAUAAUUCUGUGGUUGUUCUUCAAGGCCCAUCCUCACCUCUGAUAUCCCCUCCUGAACCAAAUGUUCGAAAUAAUAUUAAUUACGUCACACCACUGGCUCAUCAAACCACCACACAAAAUGUACCUCAAACUGAUAACUCUCCAGAUUUUGUUGUGGCUGGAAGCGAGGAAGGGCUUGUUCCUGGCGUUGGGGGUGAAUUAAUUUUAAUGCAGGGGUCUACACCCGAGUUAGAGCCAUCUACAGCACCACUGAUGCUUGCGGAAAUACCAGCAACCGAUUUCACGUUGACUCGUGAUUUUCUGGUGAUGCACGAUGACCAAAUGAAUGUAAUGGGGCCUUUUAAGAGUCAAAACGUCGAAUUGAAUGAAGGACAUACGAGCAAUACCCCUCCUUCAAUAAAUAGGAACAAAGGAAAUGUGACAAGACCAAGUGCAACAGUACAAAAGCGUCAAUCAAUGAAGGAUGUGCCGGAACAGAGCGGUCAGAAAGUGUAUACAGAAAAGAGGAACGUGCGAAGAUCAAAGCGGCAAAUAAACGAUAAGAAGACAUUUUGGUGCGAAGAAUGUGAGAGUGUCUGUGUAAAUUCUGAUGGAUGCACCUCACAUAAUGUGCGUACCAUUGCUGAUCAACCCGUACCCUCGCGCGCUAUAGCAACACUGCCAGGAUCUUAUUUAUCCAUAAAUAAGCUACCAACUCCCAAUGUCCCAACGGUUGGUUAUAAUUACGGAGUUUUUGCAAAGCGGAACAUAAGGAGGCGCACGCAAUUCGGUCCUAUAGAAGGAAUAUUGUGCGCUUACGAUGGUACACCAUUCGAGAAUGCUUUGCCCCUUCUUUACGAAUCUGACAAUGGUGAAUUUCUAAAGAUUGACGUUUCCAACGAGAAUGCAUCGAAUUGGAUGCGCUUUGUCAGACCUGCACUAUCAUACAUUGAACAGAAUCUCGCAAUAUGUCAGCAAAGUGAUGGAAUAGUCUUUCUGACAACAAGAAAUAUCCUUCCCAAAGAGGAAUUGAGAGCAGGUCCCAGUGUUGAGUACGCCGUGCGCAGAAAUCUGAAGGUAUUCGAGCCCGAAUCGAAAGAGGAGAAGGAACUGAACAAGUCCAAUGCUUGGCCCUGCUUUGAGUGCAAUCAGCGAUUUUUAACCUCAGAAAAGUUACAGAAACAUUUGAACGUGCACGACAAUCCGAAGAAUGAGAUGAAGUCAAGAAAUAAGCGCAAAAAGAUUCACGUGGCGUCGAAUAAAUUCGUGAAAAUAGUCGAUGGACAGACGCUCGUAUACACCUGUCCCUACUGUCCAAAAGUCUUUCCACGAAGUUACAGUUUAAAGCGACACCUCCUAAUACAUCCUGGAGCCAAGGCACCACGCUACGAGUGUACUAUAUGUGGAGAGAAUUUUCUUCAUCCGUAUAAUCGCAGUCGGCACAUAAAAAUAUUUCAUGGUGAGAAUCCAAAGGAGAAAGAGAACAGCCGUCAGAAUUCAUCCGAAUGGAAGUGCUCAACAUGCACUCUGACCUUUGACAAAGCGUCCCUUCUCAAUUUGCACAUUCUCAUUCAUGCUGCCGAUAAUAUCGAAACUGGCCAUCAAUCGAGCAUCUGUCCCCAAUGUGGUUCUGAAUUUGAAAAACGCAGCGACCUGGUAAAUCAUGUCUCGCAACAUGGUCGACUGCAACUGCCAAAACCUACGAAGUUGACACCUCUGGCUGCAUACAAGUGCACUAUGUGCUAUAAGCGGUUUGCUACCAAAGUGAGGCUGCAGCAGCAUUGCUUGGUUCACGGGGCGGAGGAUCAGAAGCCACUGCCAUGCAAUAUCUGCCUUAAGAGAUUCAUGAACAAUUCCGCCCUGUCCUGCCACCUCAAGACUCAUCGGGAGGAUAAGCAGAUAUUCGAGUGUCCCAUGUGCCGGCAAUUAUUCGACCAAGUGCUCAUGCUGAAGGAUCAUAUCGAAACUCAUAGGAACGCAGACGAGACUUUUAGCUGUCCACAAUGCCCGCGUACUUUUACUAAAUACUCAGUAAUUCGCAAGCACAUCAGAGCGCAUCACUGCGAGCGAAAACACAAGUGUCAAUUCUGCACGAAACGAUUUCCUACGGUAGACAAGUUAAGAAUGCACCUGCUCAGGCAUUCGGAUCACAGAGAGUUUCACUGCGCGAAUUGUGAUAAACAAUUCAAAAGGAAGGACAAGUUGAAGGAGCACAUGACCAGAAUGCACAAUUCGGAGCGGACCAGUCAGGAACAGGUGUCACAGAACAAUCAGGCGAAAAAAUUUGUGCCAAAGGUUAACCCGACGGACUAUAAUCGAUUUGUGUACAAGUGUCACCAGUGCAUGGUGGGCUUUAAAAGACGGGGGAUGCUCGUCAAUCAUUUGGCCAAACGUCAUCCAGAUGUUCCACCAGAAUCGGUACCCGAAUUGAAUCUACCGAUUCUACGGCAAACGCGUGAUUACUAUUGUCAGUAUUGCGAAAAAGUUUACAAGAGCAGCAGCAAAAGAAAGGCUCACAUAGUGAAGAAUCAUCCUGGUGCUGCUUUACCGCCGAGUAAUCGGCACAAGGAAGCGGAUGUUUCUGGACUGCCAAAUCCUACGUUCAGCCAGACCGUCGGUAGUAUCACAACGACGCCUCAAGGCUGUCAAUGGUGUCACAAGCAAUACGCCAGCAAGGCAAAACUUUUGCAACAUCAGCGCAAGAAACAUCCGACUCUCAUGGAGCCGGCAGAUCAGGUACCACGAGCACGAAAUCAUCCAUCCCAGAAUCAAAACAUGCCACCGGAACUUGCCGACAAUAACUUUCUGAUGUCUGACUACAUACAGGCCUGCGAUAUGGACACUGAUUUUCUCAAGCCAAAGAUAAUUAAAAUCUCUGAUGAUGUCGAUCUGAUAGGUACCGGGCUCGACUUGGUGAGCCAGCAGUUCGUGCGCAUGCGCGACAUACGCUGAGGAGACUUGCGGUAAGCUCGCGCGACGAGCUUGUAGAAACAAAACACGUAUCGAGAUAUGAAUCUCUUGACUUUGUGCACAGCGACAGUUGGCUGUGCUUUUUGCUGGCGUUACCAAACGCGGCCGUCGUUGCUCAGGCAGAGUGACGACACACUUGGUCCGAAUCUUUUGGAACGUAGCUUGUUGGCGUCAACGCGAAACGUUGUCGCUCAUCCUGGGCUAGUCCUGGGGUGCAACCUUGUUGAUCGAUUUCAUAGCGAUGAGGCGUUCACUCUCUCGCCGCGAACGGUUCCGUCAGAAACGGAACGCGUUCAUUUUUCUGAUUGCUUCUUCCGCGUGUCGAGCAAGGCAGCAUCUGAUCGAUGUCUUUCCUCCUUGCUUAAGAUCCCGGAAAUGCAAGUGACAUGCGUUUGGAGUAAAGGGUAACGUACGACUCCAUUAACAAAACGCAAUUGCGAGUGUCAGCGCCGCACAGCGUGCUGAUGCCUUCGCGUUGCGUGUUUCUUCUCACGGGAUUCUGGAGUACGUAAGGUGCACGGUGCACAGGCGCACAGGCGCACAGUUGCACAGCACAGUAGCAGCAUGGAAGCAGCCGGUUCUUCGGCGGUGCUAAAGCCUCUCUGAAGAUAUUAAUUGAGCUUACUCGUAAUCGUUCAGCUCUGCGUGUUGCGUCGUGGAGAGAACUCCGUCUAUGGCUCUAGGCUCUGCGCCCUUUGGGGCUCUAAUCCCAACCGCGUUCCUUGUCGACUAACUAGCUUAAUUCGCAAAACCGAUUUACUAUCGAGUCUUUCCCUUCUUCUAUUUCCACCGUCUCUCCGCGUUGUAUGAUUCAAAUCGAUGCAGCCUCGUAGUCCACUAGGCGAAGAAGAUAAUUCGUGUCUUCGUGAAUUCCCGGUUAGGUCCUUAGACUUUCAAAACACUCGGAAUCAGAGUGCAAGGUCUCUUCGGGUGAGACUGUGCAGAGCAUCGAAGUUUGAGUCUUUUGAAUUUUGAUGCCGUUUUCGAGGACGCCCUUCCGAGCUUCAGCGACUCGACCCACAAAAGGCACAAAGUUACGUAGUUCGUAACUUGUUUUUAUCUGCUGAAAAUAUGACAAUUACGAGAAGAAUUUUCGGUAAUGUUAGAUUUGUUUUACACAUAUUAUAUACAUGUAUGGUACACAUUGUCGCAGUUAAAGAGAAAACAGGCUGUAAGUUUGUGAAUGUCAUUGAAUACACGGAGGACUGUACUAUAAAAAUCAUUUAAAUAAAGUUAUUUAAUGAUCGGUACAAUGAAAGCACCGUCUACAUGUUACAUUUUAUUUUAAGGUUUCCCCAUCCCUGCGACCGU